GGAAUUUCAGGAGCAAUGCGGCUGGUUCGGGUGCUCCCGCAGCCCUCAUAGUGCAUCCAUUUUGCCCGCGCAAUGAUUUCCACUGAAACUUCUGGUACAGAAAAUCAGUGAGAAAAAGUAUCGCCUGAUACUCAGCCUCAGGUGUCACUUUAUAUAUUUACACACAACAAUUAAGGCUCGCUACAUGUCUCCUCGUAUACGUACACUACUUAGAUGAGAUUGGAAUGUCCCCUGACCCUUCUCGCCACACCAACUUCACGUGAGCUGUUAUCGGUCGAUUCUUUUUUCUUUCUCUUUUCUCGAGUCAAUUGUUUCGUCUUGCUUGACAAAUUCCAACUGCUUUAAGAUUGUAAGUACGUGGCAAGAGCAAAUAAACGAAAAAAUGAGCGUGGAUUCGAUGAUAUGGAUCACACUGGCCCCGGUCACCGAAAACGCUAAAGCCCCAGCGGAAACUUGGGAAACCUGGACAGAUGACCACUUUUAUGAUACUUUCAAGAUAAAUGCGUCGCUCGCUGCGUUUUCGGCAUGAAAGCGAAUUGCGCAACUCCCCAUGGCAAGAUCUCUAUGAAACUUGUACUUGCGACGAUUUGUAUUGACGACAAGCAGCAAGGGGAUCAAUCCUGAGUUUGAUGCCAUGCAUGACAUGAUGCCCCGAUCAUGCCGAGCACGGCGGUAGCAGGCAGGAGAAUUUUGGGUGCUCAGAAGCACGAAUGAUUCUUGCUGUCGGUUCACUUGGUGUUGUUCAUUCCAGACCUAGCAGCAGUGCGACAGCGUUUUUGUUAAGUACUGAUACAUGGGAAGCAGAGCAGGGUAUUCAUUCGUUUGCGGAUGGCGAAGAGCCACCAAGAUACCAGCGCGAUUUGAAUCGGCCACGGUGCGCUGUCGUGCGGUGUCGAGAUGCGGACGAGAAAGACCGGCUGCUUCGUACCUUGAGGAAUCCGCGUUGCAGGUUACUUGCGUCGAAGCGCUGCACUGCGACCGACUACAAGGAGCGGCCCGUGAGUGAUGAGGAGAAUCAUGGAGGGGGCGGCGCGACAGGUAGCUCCGCGGCAUCGUCGUCGCGCGGCGCCAAAACGAAACGGGAGGCCGCAGCGGAAGCCGGGGGUUCGGGCGACACAAAGAAAAGCAAGAAGGCACCGAAAGCGGACAAAAACGUGGCUGGUCAGGUAGAGGAUGCGGUCGUGCAGGAGGGGAAGGAGAAGGCUAGCAGCAGCUCUAGUAGAAAGGCAGGGGAAGAGCUGCCCGAAAACGAGAAGAUGAAUAAAGGCGAGCAUGGUACUGCAUUUCUUUUGUUUAGGAGCCUAUGACAGGUGCUUGUAUGUGGUGGGGCAAAUAAAGUAUCAUUCCCCGAACCUGACUUUGAGUUUUCACGUUGAAUCCGAAAUGAUGACGUUCAUGUGGUUGGUAAACAACAACUCGUAGUAGCGAUCUCUCUGUAAAAAGAUCUUCGUCUUGCAACGGUUCCACAAAAAUUUCUUUCAAACAUACAAGGUGAAGGUUCGCAAAAGUCCGUACCUCUGCAGAGCGUCGACUCGUUAUUGGACCUGAGUCAAAAGCACGCGAAGGUAAAGCUGGCGGAGUUGUUGGGUGUCGAUGUUGGCAACCUCAAGCUGGAAGGAUGGGACAGGCGCGAGGAGCUAAUCAUCGCCAGGAUCCUGCGGAACGCGUUCCCCGCCUCCGAUGCCCCCGUCAUCAAGCAGCGCAUAUCGGAAAGGUCAGAGGAGGAGCUCCGAAAGGUCUCGAGCCUCAUUGGGCAGCUCGACGACCUGGCAGCAGAGUCGCCGGAAGCGGACCGGGUCCGCGAGGAGUGCGAGAAGGUGCGGCAGAAUGUGGAAAAAUUUCUGCGGGUGCGGGGGCGCUACGCGGAGAAAGAAGGCAAAGCAGAUUUGGUACAGGGCAGCGCAGAACAGUAAAUGCCAUUGGUUUAUACUUGGAUCUGCUAGAAGUGGAUGUUGCAGCGAGCGCGCCGCUGCUGAUCGAGGGAAUUAUUGGCACCAGGGACGAGCAUGCAGAAAAUGGGGUCUGUGCCUGCAAGAAUGCUGCGGCUUUUUUCACCAAAGUAGAAGCGACACUCCUCGAGCUGGUUCCUGUGUCGAUGUGAACUUUUUCUUGUCUCGCCGAUUUUACCGAUGCCGCAACUUGUGGUUUCUAACUCAGCUGAACUUAGCUGGCUGCUGAUCCACUUGAGCUCUUUUCACCCUCCAUGCAAUUGCGUAGAAAAACGAGGAGAUCCCAUUUUCAU
Amoebophrya sp. A120 is the source of this 2242-nucleotide messenger RNA. The record is from the annotation of a GenBank genome assembly. NCBI's taxonomy places the organism in Eukaryota, Dinophyceae, Syndiniales, Amoebophryaceae.